UUUUCGAUCAUCAGUCGCGCGCUCACUCUUCGCACCGCAGCACACCGGAACGCGCGCACACCCAAAAACACGCAACAUGCUCAGCAAGGUGCUGGCCAUGUCGUGCCCCCGCGGGGGCUGCACGGCCCCUGGCCAACGCAUCCUACCCAGACGGAUGCAGGCGACCGUCUCUCACACGGCAGCGAUCAGGGAGGCGAGCGAGCGCGAGGAGGUGGUGCGUGAGGCGCCGUCGCCACGCGGCCUGCCCUUGGUGGGCACCACCCUUUCGCUGUGGCUGCGAGGGUCGGCCGCCCAGCUGCACAGGUACGUCGACCUGCGGCACGCGCAACUCGGUCCUGUGUACCGCGAGGCCAUCGGACCUGUGGACGCCUACUUCGUGGCCGACCCAUUGGAGAUGCGCCGCGUCUUCCAGCUCGAGGGCAAACACCCCCGCAACCUGUUGCCGGACGCUUGGAUCCUCUACAACCAGCUGUACGGAUGCAAACGAGGACUGCUCUUUAUGGACGGCGAAGAAUGGCUGCACUUUCGUCGCAUCAUGAACUCCAUAAUGCUGAAGGACGCCGACACUGGGAUGGAGCAGCCGUGUCGCCAAGUGGCUGCCGACUUGGUUGCCGAGUGGAGCCAACACGCGCACCAACAAGUGCCGCGCCUCGAACAGGCGCUCUACCAGUGGUCAACAGAAGUGCUAGUGGCCAAUUUGGUCGGGGGAGAUAAAUUCGCGGAGCAUUCCAGCGCCAUCAGGAGGUUGCCGGGAUUGCGGGGACUCAGCGAGCAAGUGCGGCAAGUGUUCUGCGAAUCGUCAAAACUGUCCCUCCUACCUGCCAGGGUCGCCAGGGCAAUCAGGUUGCCCGCAUGGGCGAGGUUUGAGAGGGCUGUUGACCACGCUGUUCAUGGAGCUUCAUCUUUGGUGCUCGAUUUGCUGCCGUUUUCGCGCGGCGGCGACGGCAUGUUGGAGCGCAUGUUGGCGGCCGGAGUGGAAUUGAGCGACACCGUCCGCAUCGUCGCCGACCUGAUCCUGGCCGCAGGGGACACAAGUGCUGUGACGAUGCAGUGGGUGCUGUAUUUGCUGGCCAAGAACCCUGACGCGCAGGAACGGGCCGCGCAAGACCCGCAAAUUUUGCGCGGCGUGGUCAAGGAGGCGAUGCGACUCUACCCUGUGGCGCCUUUCCUCACCCGCAUCCUCCCUGAUGAGAGCAGACUCGCCGGCUACACCAUCCCUGGUGGCAGUUUGGUUCUUUUAUCAUUGUACACAAGUGGACGCAGCGCCGCAAACUUCCCCGACCCUUCGCGCUUUUGGCCUGAGCGGUGGUCUCGCGAAAAUUCAUCGGGAGGUCUCCUCGGGGUCAAUCACGCCUCCGCAUCCAUCCCCUUUGGUCUCGGCGCCCGCUCCUGCAUUGGACGCAAACUUGCAGACAUUCAACUCACCCAACUUAUUUCACAAUUAUUGGCCGGAUUUAGGAUUGAAUUGGUGGAACCAGAAAAAGAGGUGGACAUGGUUUUGAGGCUGGUCAGUGUGCCCAAUCACCCACUCAAAUUGAAGUUGGUGCCCAGAAAGUGAACUGAGCAAUUUUUUAUGGUCACACAACCCGGUGCAAAAAUACGCAAAAAUGUUCUUUAGAGUACAAAAACGAGUCACUUUUCCAAAUCUCGUCGUCAACUUAAUUUUUGUUAUGUGUACAUGUUGUAUUAUUUUUAGAAAGGAAACCUAUUAUAUAUACGUAUUAUGUAUGGAAUUAUUAAAAUUUAAAAUAUAAAUUUUAAAACAAGAA
This is a messenger RNA of Neocloeon triangulifer, 1769 nucleotides long. It is a transcript of the gene sad, whose product is annotated as cytochrome P450 315a1, mitochondrial. NCBI's taxonomy places the organism in Eukaryota, Metazoa, Arthropoda, Insecta, Ephemeroptera, Baetidae. The transcript is spliced from 8 exons. Bases 77 to 1558 code for a protein of 493 amino acids. The record is from RefSeq and is a predicted model, not a curated record. Gene Ontology annotation, molecular function: monooxygenase activity; heme binding; oxidoreductase activity, acting on paired donors, with incorporation or reduction of molecular oxygen.